CGCCCGCCCUCCACUCGGUGUUUGCCAGUAAUCGAGGGCCGGCGUGGGUUGGCAAUGCCGUGGAGGUAGCGGGGAGCGGGGCUGAGUUUUCCCGUUGCGAGGGAGGGCCGGGCGGCGGGCGAGGUCUAGGCCUCGGCCUCGGGCCGGGUCAUGGCCGUCUCGGAGGCGCUGAAGCUGCGCGGCAGCGGGCGCCUGGUGCUCGGGCUGCUGGUCAACCUGGCCUCGUCCAUCUGCAUCGUCCUGGUGAACAAGUGGAUCUACGUGCAGUACGGCUUCCCCAACAUGAGCCUGACCCUGGUGCACUUUGUCAUGACCGCCCUGGGGCUGUGGCUCUGCCAGGCGCUCGGCCUCUUCUGCCCCAAGAGCCUGCGGCCCAGCAGGGUCCUGCUGCUGGCGCUCAGCUUCUGCGGCUUCGUUGUCUUCACCAACCUGUCCCUGCAGAACAACACCAUCGGCACCUACCAGCUGGCAAAGGCCAUGACCACGCCGGUCAUCAUUGGCAUCCAGACCUUCUACUACAAGAAAACUUUCUCCACCAAGAUAAAGCUGACACUGAUCCCUAUUACGUUGGGUGUAGUUCUGAACUCUUACUUUGACGUGCAAUUUAAUUUUCUGGGAAUACUAUUUGCAACUCUUGGUAUUUUGGUUACUUCUCUGUAUCAAGUGUGGGUAGGAGCCAAACAACAUGAACUACAAGUGAACUCUAUGCAGCUCCUAUAUUACCAGGCUCCGAUGUCCUCUGCCAUUCUUAUGUUUGUUGUUCCCUUUUUUGAACCAGUGAUUGGAGACGGGGGAAUUUUUGGAAAUUGGUCCACUACAGCAUUGGUGAUGGUAGUGUUUUCUGGAAUAAUUGCCUUUUUGGUGAAUUUGUCCAUUUACUGGAUCAUUGGAAAUACCUCGCCUGUUACAUAUAAUAUGUUUGGACAUUUCAAGUUCUGUAUCACCCUCCUUGGAGGAUACAUUUUGUUUAAAGACCCUCUUUCAAUUAAUCAAGGUCUAGGAAUUCUGUGUACAUUGUUUGGCAUUUUAUUUUACACCCAUUUCAAACUUGGUGAGCAGGAAGAAGAAAAGAGCAAGUUGACACAAAGACCAUAAGAAACUACUUCUAGUGCAUAUAAUGUUUAUAAUGUGCUGCUAGUUAUCUACAGUGCAUUCCGAAAGUAUUCAGACCUCUUCAAUUUUUCCCAUUUUGUUACGUUACAGCCUUAUUCUAAAAUGGAUUAAAUGUAUUUUUUUAAUCACCAAUCUACACACAAUAGCCCAUAAUAAACAAGUGAAAACACGUGUUUAGAAAUGUUUGCAAAGAAAUAACUGAAAUAUCACAUUUACGUAAGUAUCAGACCCUUUGCUCAGUACUUUGUGAGGCACCUUUGGCAGUGAUUACAGCUUCAAGUCUUCUUGGGUAUGACACUACAAGCUUGGCACACCUGUAUUUGGAUAGUUUCUCCCAUUUUUCUCUGCAGAUCCUCUCAAGCUGUCAGGUUGGAUGGGGAGUGUUGAUGCACAGCUAUUUUCAGGUCUCUCCAGAGAUGUUCGAUCGGGUUCAAGUUUGGGCUCUGGCUGGGUCACUCAAGUACAUUCGGACUUGUCACGAAGCCACUCCUGCGCUGUCUUGGCUGUGUGCUUGGGGUUGUUGUCAUGUUGGAAGGUGAACCUCCGCCCCAGUCUGAGGACUAGAAUGUUCUGGAGCAGGUUUUCAUCAAGGAUCUCUCUGUACUUUGCUCUGUUCAUCUUUCCCUUGAUCCUGACUAGUCUCCCAGUUCCUGCCGCUGAAAAACAUCCCCAUCACCAUGCCUCACCGUAGGUCUAGUAUUGGCCAGGUGAUGAGCGGUGCCUGGUUUCCUCCAGACGUGACGCUUGGCAUUCAGGCCAAAGAGUUCAAUCUUGGUUUCAUCAGCCCAGAAAAUCGUGUUUCUCAUGAUCUGAGAGUCCUUUAGGUGUCUUUCUGCAAACUCCAAGCGGGCUGUCGUGUGCCUUUUACUGAGAAGUGAUUUCCGUCUGGCCACUCUACCAUAAAGGCCUGCUUGGUGGAAUGCUACAGAUAUAAUUGUCCUUCUGGAAGUUUCUCCCAUCUCCACAGAGGAACACUGGAGCUCUGUCAGAGUGACCAUCGGGUUCUUGGUCACCUCCCUGACCAAGCCCCUUCUCCCCCAAUUGCUCAGUUUGGCCGGGCGGCCAGCUCUAUGAAGAGUCCUGGUGGUUCCAAAGUUCUUCCAUUUAAGAAUGACGGAGGCCUGUGUGUUCUUCGGGACCUGCAAUGCUGCAGAAAUUUUUUAUACCCUUCUCCAGAUCUGUGUCUCGACACAAUGCUGUCACGGAAGUCUACGGACAAUUCCUUUGUCUUCAUGGCUUGGUUUUCGCUUUGACAUGCACUAUCAACUGUGGGUCCUUAUAUAGACAGGUGUGUGCCUUUCCAAAUCAUGUCCAAUCAAUUUAAUUUACCACUGGUGGACUCCAAUCAAGUUGUAGAAACAUCUCAAGGAUAAUCAAUGGAAACAGGAUGAACCUAAGAUUAAUUUUGAGUGUUAUAGCAAAGGGUCUGAAUACUAUAAAUGUGAUAUUUCAGUUAUUUCUUUUUAAUCAGUUUUAAAACAAGUGUGUAACGUAACAAAAUGUAGAAAAAAGUGAGGCGGGCUGAAUACUUCCUGAAUGCACUGUAGAUCUGAUUUUAGGUACUUGGUUAGUAUUAUUACAUCAUAGAUAAAGUGGAGAGAUUAGCAAUUAAAUAGCAUAUUUUUGAAUCACAGAAAGAGUCCACUUUUCAAUGAAAUUUGUCAAUUUUCAUGUGCCAUCAUUGAUUUCCAUUGUUACCCAAUUUUAGAAAUGAUCUUUACUGAUAGUCUAAAUAAACUGGACGCUGCAGGACGUUUUUAUAAUCAUAGAAAUUUAUGGAACAGUUCGCCAUUAGGCCCAUAAUGUCAAUGCCAAACAAAAUUAGUGCCAUUUAGUUUAGUCCCAAUUCAAAGCUCUGUCUCUCACCUGGUGAGAGAUCUUUCUGAGUACUCAAACAGGUACUUUUCCAAAAUGAAUUUCUGCCUCCGGGUAGAGAGUUUCAGGACUCAUUAUUUUUUCUCAAUUCCUGCUUCUAGUCCUGCUAAUAUACUAAAUAUAUGACACUUUGCUAUUAUCUUCUGCUUUGUCAACGGAAAUUGCUUCUUGCCCAGGCCUCAUAAAAUUUAAUCAGCUCCAUUAAAAUCAACUACCCUUCACUUUUAUUCCAAAUAAAACAACCUAGCCAGUCUCUUCUAUGAACUCUUAUUCUCCCCCCCCCCCCCCCCCCCCCCCCCCUCAAACCAAGUCUAGCAAAUAUGUCCUAUGAUCUGGUGGACACAGCCAUACGUGGUAUUCUGGCUGUGGCCUAACUAAUGCUUUAUGCAGUUCCACAGUGCAGUCUAUUUUGAAGAGUAUUAAUGAUACCUUUAUUAAGGGGCAAAAAUCCAAGAUUGUUUUGUCCCAUCUGUUUACUUGGUUUGUACUGUCCAUUCUUUAAUCUCUGGAAAAAUAUUGCAUUCUAUCUAUCGAGCCAGUAAUUAUCUUCGAAUGCUCUUUAAAUCUACUAAAUUGAUUAAUUGUAAACCAACAUCAGAGAAAAUUGCAAACAAAUUUACUCUCCAUGAAAUAGGAGAAGUUUAGAUACUUCAUUAAAACAAUUGAAUUUAUUUCUUAUUACCAGUCCAUCAUCUUCCACAAGCACUAUUGGUUCUGUACUGACCAAACAGAAUCAUAUUUCCUAACUUUACAGCUUUAAUAAAGCUGUUUGUGAACAUUUGAAAUGUUUUUUUCAAUGCUGUGUGCUACUAAACUGAUAAACCCAAUGGAGAAAACUGCAAUUUUGUGUAAAAUGGAAGCUAUUAUGUGAAGAUGACCGUUUGUAAUGUAUUGCAUACUUUAACUGUGAUAUGCUUAAAUGAAAAUGUAGGCUUCAAGCCUGUGAUGUUUACAAUGUCUAAAAUAUUAUAUUCCUACAAAGUGA
Messenger RNA from Leucoraja erinaceus (little skate), 3973 nucleotides. It is a transcript of the gene slc35e3, whose product is annotated as solute carrier family 35 member E3. Bases 151 to 1095 code for a protein of 314 amino acids. The transcript is spliced from 5 exons. Gene Ontology annotation, molecular function: antiporter activity; nucleotide-sugar transmembrane transporter activity. The record is from RefSeq and is a predicted model, not a curated record. NCBI's taxonomy places the organism in Eukaryota, Metazoa, Chordata, Chondrichthyes, Rajiformes, Rajidae. Gene Ontology annotation, cellular component: Golgi apparatus.